GAUCCCGAAUUUUAUAAGACAAGCCGGGAUAAGAUUGUAAUUUGAAACAUUCAGGAUUGUGGUUUAUGUGUAACCGGACAAGACUUACGGGACAACUCAAAACCCGAACCGUCCAGAUUAUUCGUGUACACCCCUCCUAAUUGGAGAUGCUCACGCACAUACUCAAUUCUACAAAGAUAUAGCCGCCGCCGCCGAUAGAUUGCAAUUGAUGAAUAAGAUGGGGGGUUACUUUGGAGCGAACCAAUUGGACUUAGGGCUGCGUUUCCGGCUGGCAGCGCUGCGAUGGGGAUGGAAUAGCUGCUGCCAUACAAUUACAAACCACUGCCACGAGCGGAUCUCUAACACUGGCUAGCGAGCAAUGAAACAGAUGAGGAGACUGUGGUUUCAGCUGACAGUUGUUCCAGAUAAUGAUGGAUGGCGCGAUAUCGGGGGGAUAAUGUCUUGGGCCAAAUAUUGGAAUAAAAAGGAGGUUCCGGCGGGCGAGCUCAAGAGGAUGGUGAGCAGACUUUGUAAGGACGGGCGGUUCCCUCUAGCUUUGAAGAUUUACGACUGGAUGGAGAAGGAAGGCAUUUAUAAAUUCUCAUCUAGGGACCAUGCUGUGCGCAUCAACUUGAUAGGUAAGGUUAGAGGAUGUUCUGCUGCGGAGCACUAUUUCAGGAACUUGCGAGAACAAGCUAGAAAUGACAAGACAUUUGGAGAUCUCCUUCAUUGUUAUGUUCUUAAACACAGAACAGAAAAGGCUUUAUUUCAUUUUAAUAAGAUGAAAGAGUCGGGUUCUCUGUUGUCGCCUCACCCAUUCAAUGAAAUCAUGUGCCUUUACGCCAAAAGUCUCCAAAUUGAGAAGGUCCUUGGGGUGUUGGCCGAGCUAAAGAAGAGCAAGGUUUUGCCUGAUAAUGAUAGCUACAGAAUAUGCAUUAGUUCAUUUGGGUUAAUAUAUGAUGUGGAUGGGAUGGAGAGAAUGCUGAGAGAAAUGGAGAGUCAACCCCAAAUUGUCAUGGACUGGUGUACUUACGCCGUGGUAGCCGAGUUCUAUGAUAGAGAAUUCCUUUUAGAUAAGGCCACCGAUGCUCUCAAAAAGGCGAGGGUGAUAUUACAAAAUAAGGGUGUUAGAAGAAAAAGGCCCAAAUAUCUGCUAAGAACAGAUUAUGAGAAUGUGAUAAAGUCACUGGUGAAGCUUGGCGAGUUAGAGGAGGCUAUGAAGUUUGUCAAGCAGUGGGAAGUACUCGGUAAUUGGCGCAGUGUGGAUAAUAUUAGCAUUCCUUAUUCAGUCAUUGUGGCGUACAUAAAAAAUGGUUCAUUGCGAAAGGCAUUUUAUAGAGUCAUAGAGUGGACUAAUAAGCGGAAGGCCGGUGUCGACAAACUUUCGCUUUUACUUUGUGAUGAAUACCUCAAAUUGGGUGAUCUGUUUAUUGCAUUUGACCGCUUUCAGGUAGAUGGUUGUAUGCUGUUUGAACCUGUAGAGGUUCAGAGGUUGUUUCUCCAAUACGUAGAAGAAGAAUGUGGAUCAUUUUUCCCAUUACGCUGCAGUCGAUCAUUGUGCACACGAUCCCUUAAAACUGAUGCGGGCAAAACAUGCUUAGAAAUCAUUCCAAUCAAGGAGAAAAACAAAAUCAAGGUCGCUCUACUGAUACACCCCAAGAAUUCAACCCAAUCAGUAAACAAGGAUUAUGAGAAUAUAAUAACGUCACUUGUGGAGUCAGGGGAGUUGAAUGAGGCCAGGAAGAUGGCGAUGGAGUGGGAAGCAUCUGGCAACUUGACUAGUCUCGAUGAUUUAAACAUUUCAAAGUUGAUCAUUGACGGAUAUUGUCAAGAGUCUCUCUUUGUGGAAGCAGAGGCAAUGGCGGAAGCUUGGACAAGAGAGAAGAGGUGUUGGGUUCGAGGGAUUUGGUUGAUACUUGCUUGUCAUUACCAGGAACAGGGUAAAAUGGUAAGAGGAUUGGAGUGCAUGCGGAGAUUUCUUUGUUUAACACCAAGUCUCAAAGUGUGGAAAGAGGAUGAUGAGAUGUUUAAGAUGUUUCUGUUUAUGGUUGAAUAUUCAAGAGGCAUGAAUGCAGCAGGUUACUUUAUGAAUCGCAAGUAUGAUUUGUUUGCCUUGAAUGAGAGUUUAUGCCACAGAGUAUAUGACCAGCAAAAUAUUUAGGGAGUGUCCCUGUCGUCUAAGUUAAAUUUGUUCUUUGCUUGUGUAAUAUUUAAAUUUUCUAAUCCGAAAUUAUUACAUUACGUUGACUCAAUAAAAAAAAUUAGAACAUGUCAUUAGUUGUUUUAAUUUAAUAAAAUACUCAAGUCAUA
Cuscuta campestris is the source of this 2289-nucleotide messenger RNA. Lineage: Eukaryota; Viridiplantae; Streptophyta; Magnoliopsida; Solanales; Convolvulaceae. The record is from the annotation of a GenBank genome assembly.